AUAACAAGUUGUGUUUUUUGAGUUGAUGUGACGCUGCUGCCAACUCUUUUGACUUGCCUAAUCACUCUUCAGAGCAAUAUGGUAGAUCUCUCGCUUAUAUUCCGCAUCAUCAACAUUGUAGUGGGAUGCUUAAUGAUCAUUGGUGGUGCAGGCACCAUUGUCGUUGGCGGAUUUCCCAACUUUAUCCAAGGAAUUUAUUGCAUCCUUCUUGGUAUCAUGGCAGGCGUGUUUGAGUUUCAAGUUCCAGGGCAGGUCGCACAGUUUGCUUCCUUUAUGUUUUCUUUCCUCGGACGCGGUAUCUUUUAUAUUUUCAUCGGUUGCAUUACGAUGAAUUGGAAUUUACUCUCGCUUAUUUGCGGUAUCAUUAUCGCUGUCAUUGGAGUAGCUUACGUUGUUCUCCACUUUGUACCUGCCGUUGAGCCGCCCAGUAACAUGAGAUACGAGACAUAUGAACAAUCCAUGGGACGGUCGGUCACGCAUGCUGUGGAUCCAGCCUCGGAACAAUCCCAGAAAACCCAAUUGCCCGAAGCCGCUGUGGUAUAGAUUUAAAAAUAUCCAUGCACCGUCUCUAUUCCCAGGUUUUGAUCGGUGAAACCGAUGGUUUGAUCUCGAGUCACUAAGCCUCAUGAUGUACCAUAGAUCAAUACAAUAAAAUUUGAACUAAUCUAGCCAACACGAAUAGAUGUCAUUGUAAAUACAAAAAAAAAAAUGAAACCAAAAUGAGAUGGUCAAUGCCAUUACAAUCGUUUUAAUCAAUGUUAAAUAUGUCUCAAUCUUGUAAUGAAAUCAGCAUUUGCAGCUUUCCCCCUCAGUUACUCCUCCAAAUCAGCG
Molecule: messenger RNA, 831 nt
Organism: Radiomyces spectabilis
Lineage: Eukaryota; Fungi; Mucoromycota; Mucoromycetes; Mucorales; Radiomycetaceae
Product: Golgi apparatus membrane protein TVP15
Exons: 6
Coding region: 79-543 (154 amino acids)
Biological process (GO): vesicle-mediated transport
Cellular component (GO): Golgi membrane
Source: RefSeq, a predicted model, not a curated record